AUGCCUAGCGCCAGUGCUAAGUUGGCGUUUUUUGUGGGUGUGGGUGCUGUACUGAUCUGUGGAGAGCUCUUGCAAUCGGCGCAGGCCUACUCCCAAGUGCUAGUCAAUGGAGGGAGUGAUGGGUCGGCGGAGCAAGGACCUCGCAUCUUCAAGGCGCUCAACACUGACUUAAUAUUUCCAAGAACCUUCAAUUCGAGCGAAAAUGUGGUAUCCACAACAGAAGGCACAACCACGACGUCGACUCCGUCUUCACUUGUGCCCCCCAUUCCAUACAAUCAUCAGCCGGAACCCGAAACAGAUAUGGAUAAUGAAGGGCCCAUAUUUGUUACACCCGUAAGCAAUGUUCCGACUCCGGAUGUAAACGAGGAGGACAAGUCGACACCUCUAUCGGAAGCUACAGCCACUGGUCGCGCCGUCGACUAUCGAACCGGUUAUCCAUUUGGCCAGUUGUUAACGCCGCUCAUGAAGUCGAAAAGACCACAACAGUUCAAUUCGAGACCUUCGUCCAGUUCAGCUUAUUACUCCCCCAGGCAGCCGAGUAAGUUCACUGAUCGUUUCGCGCCUGGCGAGGGCGUCGCAGCCGGACAAUUCAAGGCACAUCACAACCACAACCAUGGAGCGAGUGGUAAAGUGACAGCCGGUUCGAAUGUGGUGCAAUCGUAUGUGCCUCCAAAGGAUCUUUAUUCUUUUCCUCCGCUCAAUGCAAAAUAUCCCUCGCCAUCGCAAGAUCCUAAAGCGGCGCAGCCAUCGAAUAGCAUCACUAGCUAUUUGCCUCCCGCUUCGGGUCCUUUAAGCCCUGCUGGCUAUUCGUAUCCUGGACCGCCAAUGCCGCAAUCUAAUGGCUAUAAGUAUCCUGGUCCAGUUAGCCCUGCUUUGACAGAUGGGGAGAAAGCUUCGGCGGCUAACAACCCUGCUGCCGCAGCACCAGUUGAUGACGAUCCUGGUAACGACGAUGUGAUUGGAGUUUUGCCCGCCAGCGCAAUGGACAAUUUACCGGCCAAUGUUCAAGACGUUAAGGAUGUGGGGGGAAGUGCCGAUAGCGGUGCCAGCACAGGUAGUGACGGCCCUGAUGGCGGAAGUGAUUUAGGAGAUGCUGAUGGGGAUACUGGUGAUAAGUUGCCCAUACCUGCACUACCAGACAGCGGCGGGACACCUAGCGGCGAUGAUAUGAAAUAUGAUACUAAUAUGGAAUAUCCCACCCCGCCACCUGGUUGGCUCGAGGCCCAUCCAGACUCUGCUGCACCAAAGCCGGAAGACCACGAUCACGAUCAUCAUCACGAACACUAUCACGAUGACCAUCAUGAUGAUCACAUUUCUGAUGUUAUUCCAGAACACUUUCAUGACCAUCCGCCCAGUUUUCAUGACCACCAUCAUUUCGACUAUACCGAGGACUCGUAUCCAGAGUUAAUUUACGAUGACCAUCCACACCACCAUCAUCAUCAUCCACAUCCACCACCACCGCCGCCACCUCCACCACCACCACCGCCAACGGCGCCGCCACCACCACCAUCUCCACCACCGCCACCACCAGAACCAAGAGUUAAAAAGUACAGUUACUUUUACAUUGGCCGCAAGCUAUGGUACAUUCCACUCUAUUUCACGGUGUGGUUCAGUUUCUACAUCCUGUGGUUGAUCAUAAAAUCUAUUGGCCGUCAUAAGGUCAACUUGCCAAACCACUAUGUUCAAAGACGCAGCCUACUCGACGAUAAUUCCCAGCGAAGUCGCGACGAAUAUCUCAAUAAUAUGACUGUUACAGUUCUGGAGCAUAUAGAUAAAUUUAAGCAGAAAUACUUGACCUAA
Molecule: messenger RNA, 1800 nt
Organism: Scaptodrosophila lebanonensis
Lineage: Eukaryota; Metazoa; Arthropoda; Insecta; Diptera; Drosophilidae
Product: actin cytoskeleton-regulatory complex protein pan1
Exons: 3
Coding region: 1-1800 (599 amino acids)
Biological process (GO): actin filament polymerization
Cellular component (GO): actin filament; cytoplasm
Molecular function (GO): microtubule binding; actin binding
Source: RefSeq, a predicted model, not a curated record